ACAUAUUGAAGACAGUUCUUGAGCACGAAAAAUAUCGCUAUUUAGUGCUCACCGGAUCAACCGCUGUCGAUGAACGCCAAGGUCUUGUGGAUGAGUUCAAUGAAGACGAUGAAAUCAAGGUCUUCUUGCUAUCGACUAAAGCAGGUGGCAUGGGUAUCAACUUGACGGCUGCCUCCGUGGUUAUUACCUAUGAUCAAGACUUCAAUCCACAUAAUGUAGGUCAUCUCGCACCUGUCUACAUAGCAUUCUCAACCACUUUACAGGAUUUACAAGCCUCAGAUCGUGCAUAUAGAAUUGGCCAACAGCGCGACGUAGACGUGAUUAAACUUAUUACCAAAGGAACUAUAGAAGAGGAUAUCCUCCAGCUCGCCCGUACCAAGCUGCAACUAGAUGAAGCGAUUGCCGGUGAUGAGGAGGCUAGUAAACAGACGGAGAAUGAGGUCAAGAAGUCGCUCAUUCAAAGGCUACGAAAGCAGCUGGAGCAAGCAGA
Molecule: messenger RNA, 490 nt
Organism: Acaulospora colombiana
Lineage: Eukaryota; Fungi; Glomeromycota; Glomeromycetes; Diversisporales; Acaulosporaceae
Source: the annotation of a GenBank genome assembly